GGCCUACUCCAUGAUUCUUGGUCGUCGCCAGGAGAAGAUGAUGCUCAACUUCCGACCCCACAACGUUUCGCUCAUCACCCUCGGCACCGUCUUCCUCUGGUUCGGCUGGCUGGGCUUCAACGGGGGAUCCGCUUUCGGUGCCAACCUCCGCGCUGUCAUGGCCUGCUGGAACAGCAACUUGACGGCCAUGUUCGCUGCCAUGACUUGGGUUCUCCUCGAUUGGCGCCUGGCUCGCAAGUGGUCCAUGGUCGGCUGGUGCUCAGGUGUCAUCUCCGGACUGGUUGCUGCCACUCCCGCUUCUGGUUACAUUCCCCCGUGGGCCAGCGUUGUCCUCGGUAUCACCACGGGCAUUGUUGCUAACUUUGCCACCAAGAUCAAGUUCUGGAUCAAGAUUGACGAUUCCCUCGAUGUGUUCGCUGAGCACGGAAUCGCUGGAAUGGUCGGUCUCUUCUUCAACGGUAUCUUCGGCGCCGACUACAUCAUCGGCCUGGACGGCGUCAACAACGGAGUGGCCGGUGGUGCCAUUACCGGCACCCCGGCUGCCAUCUACAAGCAGAUUGCUUACAUCGUCGCCUGCACCGCCUACUCUUUCGUCGUCAGCGCCCUCCUUGCCUUUGUCAUCGACAAGAUCCCCGGUCUCAAGCUCCGCGCCACCGAGGAGGCCGAACUACUUGGUAUGGAUGAUGACCAGCUUGGUGAAUUCGCCUACGACUACGUUGAGGUCCGUCGUGAUUACCUCGCCUGGACACCCGCCAAGGGCCAACCAGUCGACGGCGAGCACUCGGUUCCUCAGGGCGAGCGCCACGGUAUCCUACAACACAGCCAAAUGCUCGAGGGCAAGACACCCAGCGAGGAUUCAGGUCACGAGCACACUGGCAUUGCUGGCGAUCGCCAUGCAGUUGCCAUGGGCGCCGAGCAUGAGAAGCAGGUGCAAACCUAAGCUUCUCUGCUGUUCUGAUUUGGAUUUGUUGCUUGCGUCUUGAGUAGCUUUGACUGGAAUUUCGAGAUACCACAAUGCGCCUGUCUUUCCCACAUUUAUAUCGAGGGCUGCGCUUCUUGAUAUACAUAUACUUUAGACCGAUAUAUCAAUGUUCUA
Cucurbitaria berberidis CBS 394.84 is the source of this 1096-nucleotide messenger RNA. Its product is annotated as Rh-like protein/ammonium transporter. Gene Ontology annotation, molecular function: ammonium channel activity. Gene Ontology annotation, cellular component: plasma membrane. Lineage: Eukaryota; Fungi; Ascomycota; Dothideomycetes; Pleosporales; Cucurbitariaceae. The transcript is spliced from 2 exons. The coding region runs from base 11 to 940 and encodes 309 amino acids. Gene Ontology annotation, biological process: ammonium transmembrane transport. The record is from RefSeq and is a predicted model, not a curated record.